CAGUGCUGAAGGAUGCAGCCGGGUGAAUGGAGGAGGAGGAGGAGGAGGAGGAGGUGAAAGACUGGAAGGCGGGGAACAGAAUGAACGGGUCGGGAAAGCUGAAGGAUGCGGAUUACGGUAGCCCCCCGGUCAGCCUCCCUACCGACGAUGGUUCCGAUGUUUUGACAUGAGGAUAUGCGGAGAAAACGACACAGGCCUGCGGUUUGUUGAUGCACUGAACACGGAGGGAGAGCCUGUAAUUUACCCAUCGUCUCAAAUUAUCUGUGACACCGAGGGUUGCCUGGUCUGGUUGUCAGGGUGAUUAGAUCUCGAAAGAUACUCUAUACGAGCUUAUAUGUUAUUUGAUCGUAGUACACAAUUUGUUUUUCCGUGUCGGUUAACGGUGAGACAACUGGAGAGAAAACAUAGUGACCCUGUCCAUGUUUGUGCUUCAGCUGCCAUCAUGGUUUUAGCCGUCAUUUUAGCAUCAUCGCCACCUGAUCUCUUCUCCCGUGUCGCUGCAGACUGGAUGUCAGAGUGAACGGACAGUCGUGAAGUCAAAACCAAACGUACUAAAAACACAAUGUUAAUGAGUUUCAACAUGGAGGCGUCGACGUUAAGGCCUCGCUUGUUGACAGGUCUGUUCAUAUGGACGACGUUGUGUCUCAUCAGCAGCGGUCAAUCCGCGCUGGACGCCUCGGGCCUGCCUCUCGCCAUCCGCGUGCCACUGCGGCAAGGUGCUCGCGCUGAAUCGCCACCGCAGUUGCCACCUGCCGCCGCCGUUACCCGCGGCAACACGGGAAAGUACGCUGCACGCAGGCGAAGAGGAGCUGCAGCGAGCGGCAUCAGCUUCGUGGACAUGAUUGAUAACCUGCGUGGGAAGUCUGGUCAGGGAUACUACGUGGAAAUGGCCGUAGGCUCCCCUCCGCAGAAGUUGAACAUCCUGGUGGAUACUGGAAGCAGUAACUUUGCUGUCGGGGCUGCUGCUCAUCCCUUCCUGCGCAGAUACUACCAUCGGUCACUCUCCAGCUCAUACCGUGACCAGGGUAGGAGUGUGUAUGUACCCUACACCCAGGGUCGCUGGGAAGGUGAGCUGGGCACUGACCUGGUCUCUGUUCCACAUGGCCCUAACGCCACGCUGCGUGCCAAUAUCGCUGCAAUCACCCAGUCAGAUCGCUUUUUCAUCAAUGGAUCCAACUGGGAGGGAAUCCUGGGGCUGGCCUAUGCUGACAUUGCCCGGCCUGAUGAGACACUGGAGCCUUUCUUUGACUCUCUCGUUCGCCAGACUCCUGUCCCCAACCUCUUCUCUCUCCAGUUGUGUGGAGCCGGCUUCACCCAAAACUACUCCCUGGGCAGCGCCACUGUUGGCGGCAGCAUGAUAAUCGGAGGAGUGGACCCAUCACUCUAUGUGGGAGAGCUUUGGUACACUCCCAUCCGCAGAGAGUGGUACUAUGAGGUCAUAAUCGUUCGUAUUGAAGUGAAUGGACAGGACCUCAACAUGGAUUGUAAAGAGUACAACUAUGAUAAGAGUAUUGUGGACAGUGGCACCACUAACCUUCGACUGCCAAGAAAAGUCUUCCAGGCUGCAGUCAAAGCUAUUGAAGCAGCCUCUUCGACAGAGCAGUUUCCCUCUGGCUUCUGGCUUGGGGAGCAGCUGGUAUGUUGGCAGGCUGGCACUACACCCUGGCACAUCUUCCCGGUCAUCUCCCUCUACCUGAUGAGUGAAAACCACAACCAGUCCUUCAGAAUCUCCAUCCUACCGCAGCAAUACCUGCGGCCAGUCGAGGAUGUGGCCUCUGCCCAGGAGGACUGCUAUAAGUUUGCUGUGUCCCAGUCUAGCACUGGUACAGUGAUGGGGGCUGUCAUCAUGGAAGGUUUCUAUGUGGUCUUUGACCGAGAAAAUAAACGCAUUGGCUUUGCCGUUAGCACCUGCCAUGUGCAUGAUGACUUUCGCACAGCUUCUGUGAAAGGCCCGUUCCAUGGUGUCGACUUGGAGGACUGUGGCUACAACAUCCCUCAGACGGACGAGUCCACUCUUAUGACCAUUGCCUACAUCAUGGCGGGAAUCUGCGCACUUUUCAUGCUGCCACUGUGUCUCAUGGUCUGCCAGUGGCGCUUCGCUCGCUGCAUCCACCCACAUGGAGACUUUGCUGAUGACAUCUCACUCCUUAAAUGAUGACGGGGUAGGGGGAAACAAAAGAGUCAUAGAGACCUACAUUUGAAACCUGGGACAUAGAUGGAUUGUGGUAAAAUGGUUGUACACUGUUAAUGUUGGUGCUGUUGAAAGGGAGCUUUGAGAACGUUAUUCAAGAAUGUAACAUAUGAAGCAUAAAAAUAUUGACAUACAGUAUAUACACAGUGAACAGUUCUGCCCUCAAAUUGGAGAGCACUUGAGGAUAACUAGAGCCAUUACUAACCUGGAGGAAAAAGAAAAAAAUUGUUGUCAUCAGUGCCAACUUUGCCUGUUAAAGCUACCUAUGCAGAUCAGCAUGGCUGGAUGAACUUCAAUAGGAAAAAUUAGACACACAAAAUCAGCUCGCUCUUAUAAACAGUGUAUAAUCAGACACCACAGAGACGGAUUGGAUUUGGAAUUUUGAAAGGUUUGUCUCAUAACAUUGCAGACGUCCACACAAAGAAAACAAAGUAGAAACAUGGCUAAGAGACUCAUGAACUGGAUGUGAAUACAGUGGGGAAUGAUGUGAAUCAGCGUGUAGUCAAAUGCGGUUUGCCAUGGUGUGACUUGGACGUGUGAGUGUGUGGUUACAUGUGUGUUUGCUUAUAGAUCAACUGUUUGUGGCUUGCGACUGAAUGAGACAAGGUUGAUAUGUGUGAGCAUGCUUGUAUGUGUGCACAGCUGCACUGUAAGUGAAGAGUAUACAGACUGAUUUAAUGAAAAUGAUACUACUGAAUAUGAAUAGCAUCUAUUAAAAUACACUAUUUUAUAAGAACUCUGCAAAUUAAGGAAGCAUAAAGAGGCUAAUUUGAUGAAAUAUCAGAUUGUAAGAGCAUUUACUGGAUAAAAUCAGUUUUGCUUUGUGCGAAACUGAGACUACUGAACACUCAGUAUCAGAUGUCACUUUUUCUUCUUAUACUGAUAGCUUAAAUAUAUCUAUUGUCCACAAAAUUUGUGCAUUCCAAAUCGUUUACUGGGCAGGUACACAUACACAAAAUACACAUCGCUUAUCCUAGUGCUACACCAUUUGAUGAUUUGCACAUGUAACACCACAUUACAUGUUAACAAACCAAGACUUAAUAGGGCUUCUUUCACAGAGACAGAAACAGCCUAACUAACUACAUCUUUCAAUGGGGACCAUUUACGCUUGGACAAGGAAACCAGCCCAAAGUAUGUUACACACUAAAGAACACUAUGUAUGUCGACAAGAGACAGUUUAUAUUGUCUCUCAGCAAGCUGUACAUAGGUAAACUCAGAACUGUAUAUUUAUCUGUCAGACGCUGGCAGCACUGUUCAACAAAUAAAGUACUUAUUGUAACUGUAA
This is a messenger RNA of Scatophagus argus, 3476 nucleotides long. RefSeq names its product beta-secretase 1 (gene bace1). The transcript has 9 exons. Gene Ontology annotation, molecular function: aspartic-type endopeptidase activity. Bases 563 to 2155 code for a protein of 530 amino acids. Lineage: Eukaryota; Metazoa; Chordata; Actinopteri; Scatophagidae. Gene Ontology annotation, cellular component: membrane; endosome; trans-Golgi network. The record is from RefSeq and is a predicted model, not a curated record. Gene Ontology annotation, biological process: amyloid-beta metabolic process; membrane protein ectodomain proteolysis.